This is a messenger RNA of Didymosphaeria variabile, 1536 nucleotides long. RefSeq lists its product as uncharacterized. The record is from RefSeq and is a predicted model, not a curated record. The transcript has 2 exons. Lineage: Eukaryota; Fungi; Ascomycota; Dothideomycetes; Pleosporales; Didymosphaeriaceae. The coding region runs from base 1 to 1536 and encodes 511 amino acids.
AUGGCCUCACCAUCUCUGCCGCCUUCCUCCACCGCCAGUCCAUUUUAUCAUCCGUCGCUGGAGAAUAUAUUUGAAGCACUCGAUGAGCUUCUCAAGCAUGGGCUCGGCAGAAACGACAUUGCAAUUUUGUUGAAGCUCGGGUCUGCUGGCGUAGGCAGGAUACUGGAUUUGCUCGAGCAUAAGGGUCGACCGGCCGUAGACAAUCUCCUAGGCUCGCUGGAAGGUGUGUCGGAAGCAACCUUAGGCAGGUUGAUCAAUCCUCGGGAUGCUGCAACUAAUGAGCAGAGCGAAAGAGGCCGGCAGCCCUCAAUAAAUCGUCCGCGCUCACCUAUCGAUAACAAAAAUAGUUACGCCUUCACCGCCACUCCACCUGCACUCGCCACUUACCAAACUACGCCCUAUCUGCGCCCGCCGCUGCCUGCCCAUAAUUCCCUCCCGCGCAGUAACUCCACUCGCACUCGCUCCGUGUCUUCUAAAGGGUCUUCGUCCACAAACAUCACACAUCCUUCAUCACAUAGUCGAGUGGAAAAGAAGAAGGUCCUUUCGAAACCCCCUUCAAAGCCAGCGCGGAAGCAACUGUACUGCCCGGACUGCAAGAAGGAUAUUAAGAAUGGCUUCGACAAGCACUUCCGUAAGCAUUUGGACGAUCUCGUCGGUCCAUAUGAGGCCGACUUCGAAGUGCACGAAGCCUUUGGGUGCGGGUACUGUCACGCUCAAGGAGUCCUGGUGGAGGGAGGCAAGGUGUUUCAUGGGGUAGCAGAACUCGUCCACCACGUCAAAGACGUUCAUGCCUCCACUCCGCAGAAACUUGACUGGAACAUCAGCCACUCGUUCAAUCACAUCCUCUCAGCCCAGCCACACUUUAGACGAAAGAUUGUGGGCAUGAUCGUCGACUAUAGCCGGAAGAGCGGGAACCACAACACCAUACCCUCCCUGUCAUGGGGACCAGACCACCGGCAACUUCUCAGAAACCUACAAAUUGUAUCCGGAAGACUCGAUAAGAAUCCAUCGUGCUACAAAGACGAAGCGAUUGACACUAUCCUAACGCAAGUCUACGAGGCAGCGUCACAAAACUGGCAGCAACCUUUCGCUUUUUCUUCCCAGCCCACGCCGCAACACGCCGUUCCAAUGGGGCCCUUGCAGCAGAGCAUCCCGCAUCAUCCACGCCAUAAGUCAACACCGGACAUGAGCUUCGCAGGUAUUGGCGGCGGAUUCCCCGACACUCCGACGCCAAAGCACCACUCUUUUACAGGCGACGUCAGAUCGCCAAGUAUCUUGAGUCCUUCGCCGCAAGUCCCGCAAAUCCCACAACACAUAGAGCGCUCCAUUCGACAUCCGCAGUCGGUAAACAUCAUGGAUCAGGAUGCUCCGUCCUACCACGCUGGGUUAAUCCCACACGACCCGCCUCCGACCAUUGCUUUCGAUGGUCUCGCAUCGUACUCCACGCCGCCACCAUCACAAGGGCUGCAGCUCGACUCGAUGCAAGGCCUCUACACGGAUCUGCAGAUCGAUGAGAGAGAUUUGUACAACAGCUGA